Messenger RNA from Lodderomyces elongisporus, 2100 nucleotides. It is a transcript of the gene SSK1, whose product is annotated as mitogen-activated protein kinase kinase kinase. Gene Ontology annotation, biological process: osmosensory signaling via phosphorelay pathway. The coding region runs from base 1 to 2100 and encodes 699 amino acids. The record is from RefSeq and is a predicted model, not a curated record. Gene Ontology annotation, molecular function: phosphorelay response regulator activity; protein kinase activator activity. The transcript has a single exon. Lineage: Eukaryota; Fungi; Ascomycota; Pichiomycetes; Serinales; Debaryomycetaceae.
AUGAGCCAAUCAUUUCUAAACAACGACGUGCGACCACACGUCCAACUUAGAUCACCAUCGAUGAAUCUGAUACCUCGCCACUCAAUAAGCUCACCUGUAAGUUUGUCGAAUUAUCAUCCUCAAGGUAAAAUGUUCAAGAGUUAUCCUGAUAACCCGAAAUCGUUACUGAUAGACACAUCAAAGUCAUUGGGACAUAAUGCAGAUCCACAGUUGCCUCUGGCUUCUUCCAAAUAUCCAGCAACACCGUGGUCCUCUUCCUUUAUUGAGUCCAACAAACCAAGGAGGCUUUGGGUUAGGACUCCUUUGGGAAACCCAACCACUAUCCUAGCAUACAGCGAUAGUAUUGUUGAUGACUUGAAGUCGUUGAUUAUCGACAAGUAUCCAAACACGAUUGGAAGAUACGACGAUGCUGCGAACCUCGUGCUUAAACUAGAUUUGCUGACUACAAGAUCGCAGCAGGCACUUUCUACAUCGACAUCGACGAUAUCACCAAAUGUUAAGGGAAGAAAUAACGGGGGAACAACAAGUGGAGGAGCAGGUGGAGGAGCAGGUGAAAACUAUGCCAUCUUGGAGCCGGAUCAAAACGUGUGGCAACUUAUGGACACACAUUAUCCCCACGGAAUGACAAUGAAGGAUGCCUUGAUUAUUGAUGUUUAUUCUAUAGAGGGAGAAUCGCCCACUGAUCCUACCUUUGCAAAGCACCCUCAUCAGUAUCUCCAACAUGGCCGACUGAUGAGUUAUGAGAACAGAGGAGAGGGGUUUGAUGUUCCGCUUCAGUAUAGACCACAAUAUCAACAGCAGCAGCAACUUCAACAACAACAGCAGCAGCAGCAUUAUGCGCACCAGCCAACACCGAUACUGAGACAUUUUCCAAUAAAUAAACCGCAUCUUAGUGGUCAAAACCAUUUGCAUUUUGUUCCUGAAAGAUCUGUUUCUCCGUCGACUUUAGGCACAAAAGAUUCCUCAGUUUUAUCAGCACAGAAUCGGUCAAAUUCGACAACUGCCACUUCCCCGGUGCAUAAAGCUCAACCUAAUCCACAAGCUGUGCUAUUGUUGCCCAAAAAUUUCACGUUGAGCAGCACUUCUGGUAGUAGCCACAAUAACAAUAACAAUAACAACAACAACAACAACAACAACAACAACAACAACAACAACAACAACCUUAGCAAUGGGGGCGCUGGUGGUGGUCAGGGUAGAAAUUUAUCAUUACAAAAGGCAAAAUCUGCACCAAUUGAAGGUGCAAGCUCUGGAAAUGGCACAGAAAACCAAAGUAUCUCCCAAAAGAAUCAGGUGAUAGAUGAGGAAAACACCGAAGCCGAAGGUGAUUCGGAUAUCGGCACCGGAAUCAUGACACCAUCGCCAUCAGAAUCACUGGAAGCCUCAACUUUGAAAAACGAAGAAACUGGCGGAUCUUCAACUAAAGAGCCUAGCUCUUUUCCCUUAUCAUCUACACCACUGAAAAACAAUACUGGCAAGGGUGAGAAAAGUUCUGAGCAGAUUUCAUCAAUAUCAAAAACAAUUGCGUCGGCAAAGAGCAAUACAAAGUCGGAGAAAUCGGAUCCUGCUUUGGAUAAAGUACUUCCGUCUAUUUCGGUGCUUGUUGUUGAGGAUAACGCCAUUAAUCAAGCUAUUCUUGGUGCGUUUCUUCGAAAACGAAAAAUACAUUAUCAAAUUGCCAAGAACGGACAAGAAGCGAUUGACAAAUGGAAAAAAGGUGGUUUCCACUUGGUUCUCAUGGAUAUCCAGUUACCUGUGAAAUCCGGUAUUGAGGCGACAAAAGAGAUUAGACAUUUGGAGAGGCUUAAUCGAAUAGGUGUGUUUGAUGAGAAUGAUAUUAAGAAAAUAGCAAUGCAUGAAUUGAAAGAAGAAGAUAUGCUUGACUCAGAUAAGUUCCGAUCUCCAGUUAUUAUUGUUGCAUUAACUGCCUCCUCAAAUUCAUCUGUGGAUAGAAAGAAUGCAUUGACUGCUGGAUGUAAUGAUUACUUGACCAAGCCAGUGAAUUUGGUAUGGUUGCAAAACAAGAUUACCGAGUGGGGGUGCAUGCAAGCAUUGAUUGACUUUGAAGGUUGGAAAAGCAAGAACAACUGGAAUUCUGUUUAA